CGCCACCCAUGUCCCCCCGGGCGCAGGCGCGCGAACCGGCUGGGUGACUGGGUCGCGUACGUGUGGUCCUCCUUUUUCUUAUCUCUUCCCGCCCCGGCUCCCGCCUUUCCCACGCACCAUACAAAACCAACCAUCGUGUACAGCAACAGCUUAUGCUUAGCCAUGUUCGUUGGAGAUCACACGCCGACGACGCUGCUUUUCUGGUAGAGUAUGGUGAACCAGCUCUUGCUUUAAUCUGCUGGUGCUGCGACGGCCCGAGCAUCCAUAUAAAGCGAGCUAGCCGCUACACAUUGUGUGGCCGCGCGCGCGCCCUUGUCCAGGCUCGGAGGAGAGCGCCGGCGGCCGGCCAUGUCGUCGUCGUCGUCGAAGCCGGAGAAGGAGGAGGAGAGGGAGGCGCCGUCGCCGUGCAUGAAUGGCGGCGCGGCGUCGUCGGAGGGCGACAAAGGCGGCGGCUAUGGCGGUGAGGAGGGACAAGAAGGAGAAGAAGGCGAGCGGGAGUUCGCGGCGGUGAUGGAGCAGCUGGCGCCGGAGGGCGUGCGGGCGCUGCACGCGCGGGUGGAGGCGGAGUGGGGGCCCGUGCUGCAGAGCGCGUGCCAGACGGCGGCGGCGCGGGCGCUGUGGGCCCGCGCGGUGCGCGACCCGGCCGCCACGGUGCUGGCCGGGGAGCGCUUCCUCAGGGGCCUCCACGAGAAGAUGCGCCGCGACGAGCGCGCCGGCGCGCGGGAGGUGCACGGCGUCAUGAUCGCCGUGCGGACGCUCUGGUUCGACGCCCGCAUCGAGGCCGCCGUCGACGCGCUCGGCGGCGACCCCCAGGUCGUGAUCCUCGGUGCAGGGAUGGAUGCGAGAGCCUAUCGACUGAACUGCCUAAAGGAAUGCACGGUAUUUGAACUUGAUUUCCCGGAGCUCCUAGAAAUGAAAUCUGAUCUUCUGCACGAAGCAAUGAGUUCUGCAAAUCACCAGAAACUCACCCUGAUGGCAAAAUCAUUGAUUAGGGUUCCUGCCAACAUACAAGAUGGAGACUGGGUAACAAAGCUGCAGAGCUGUGGGUAUGUUCCUGAAAGGAACACCAUAUGGGUGCUUGAAGGCAUCAUCUAUUACCUUCACAAUGCAGAUGCAAUGCAAGUCCUUGAAACCAUUGCAGCCAGCCGGUUCUCAGCCUACACAGUGCUCCUGGCCGACUUCAUGAACAAGAAUGCGACAUCGAUCUCCCCGACAAUGUACCAUUUCUACCAUGAUAGCCCUGACCUCCUGCUGCCUUCAAUUGGGUUCUCUAAGGUAACACUGACACAAAUUGGAGAUCCGCAGGCACAUUUUGGGCUGCUAAGUCACCCAGAGAACCUAUUUGAUAAACUGAGGAGACUGCCAAGAUCAAUGGAAAAAAAUCCGGAGGAUGGCACACCAUGCUGCAGAUUGUAUUUUGUGGAAGCCUCAGCCUCACCAGAUGACCAGAUCAUGUGUCCACUGGAUCACUACUUGGAAUAGUUGGAGUACUUUUUUCAUCUGAUGGCAUGCAGAAUUCAUUAGCAUUCAAACCAAAUAUGAUUUUUGUACAAUAUUUUUUUUGCUGAGAUAAUACAUAAAAUCUUGUCAAUGAAAAAUACAAUAUGAAAAUUCCAUCCUACUCUUUACACA
Messenger RNA from Panicum virgatum (switchgrass), 1632 nucleotides. Its product is annotated as putative S-adenosyl-L-methionine-dependent methyltransferase Mvan_0910. The coding region runs from base 349 to 1482 and encodes 377 amino acids. The transcript is spliced from 2 exons. The record is from RefSeq and is a predicted model, not a curated record. Gene Ontology annotation, biological process: methylation. Gene Ontology annotation, molecular function: methyltransferase activity. Lineage: Eukaryota; Viridiplantae; Streptophyta; Magnoliopsida; Poales; Poaceae.